Molecule: messenger RNA, 2339 nt
Organism: Thalassophryne amazonica
Lineage: Eukaryota; Metazoa; Chordata; Actinopteri; Batrachoidiformes; Batrachoididae
Gene: txlna
Product: taxilin alpha
Exons: 11
Coding region: 46-1707 (553 amino acids)
Molecular function (GO): syntaxin binding
Source: RefSeq, a predicted model, not a curated record
AGUGCGUCAUCCAGGCUUCUUUACAUUUAUGCGCUCGUGCUGUUGAUGGAGGAAAGUUGCAGCUCGCAGUCAGAUCCGCCUGUUUCUCUUCCGAUUCUACAGGUAUCGGGCAUGAAAAAACAAGACACCGAAGAGUCUCCGUCCCUGGACAUUGAGGACACUUCAGCUUCAAUAAGAGGGACAGAGUCACCUGCACCCACACAGGCCUGUGUGGACAGCAGCAGCCCCAAAGAGUCGGACCCGCUUACACCCCCACAAAGUGACGAGGUCAAAAGUGAAAAUGCAUCAUUAUCCCAGUGUGACAUGGCAGAUGAGCUGAGCCGGCAGCUGGAGGACAUCCUCAGCACCUACUGCCGUGAGACCAUUUCAGACGAUGGGGGCGCCUUCUCCAAUGGCCAGUCAUAUAGCCCGGAACUCAACGGCCUGACAAACGAGAGGGAGGAUGGCAAAGCAAACGGGGCGGACAGAGGGGGGGAGAAAGAGCAGAGGAAGACUCAUGACAAGAAGAAAGUGAAGGGUCUUGGUAAAGAGAUCACCCUUCUCAUGCAGACUCUCAACAUACUCAGCACUCCCGAGGAAAAGCUUGCUGGUCUCUGUAAGAAGUACGCUGAGCUGCUGGAAGAGCACCGUAACACCCAGAAACAGAUGAAGGUGCUGCAGAAGAAGCAGAGCCAGCUGGUCCAGGAGAAGGACAGCCUGAGGAAUGAACACAGCAAGGCCAUCCUGGCUCGCAGCAAGCUGGAGUCUCUCUGCAGGGAACUUCAGAGACACAACCGCACACUCAAGGAAGAAGGAGUGCAAAGAACCCGGCUGGAGGAGGAGAAAAGGAAGGAGGUGACCUCCCACUUCCAGGCGACCCUGAACGACAUCCAGGCUCAGAUGGAGCAGCACAACGAGAGGAACGCCAGCCUCCGACAGGAGAACGCCGAGCUGGCUGAGAAACUCAAGAAGCUCUAUGAGCAGUACAAGCUCCGGGAGGAGCACAUCGACAAAGUGGUGAAGCACAAAGACCUGCAGCAGCAGCUGGUGGACGCGAAGCUUCACCAGGCUCAGGAGCUGCUGCAGGAGUCGGAGGAGCGCCACGACAGAGAGAAAGACUUUCUGCUGAAGGAGGCAGUGGAAUCCCAGAGGAUGUGCGAGCUGAUGAAGCAGCAGGAAGUUCACCUCAAGCAGCAGCUGUCGCUGUACACUGAGAAGUUUGAAGAGUUUCAGACCACUUUGUCCAAGAGCAACGAAGUCUUCACCACCUUCAAACAGGAGAUGGAGAAGAUGACUAAAAAGAUCAAGAAGCUGGAGAAGGAGACGGCCAUGUACCGCUCGAGGUGGGAGAGCAGCAACAAGGCCCUUCUGGAGAUGGCUGAGGAGAAAGCCAUGCGGGAUCGCGACUUUGAGGCACUACAGGGAAAAGUCCAGCGGCUGGAGAAAUUGCGGCGGGCGCUGAAAGUGGAACGCAACGAGCUCAGCAAUAAGGUCCAGAACCUCAGCGGUCAGCACGGUGACGUCCAUGCAGCCCAGAACCCGGACCCAGGCUCCCAAUCACCCUCUCCGCCCCCCACAGACUCGCUGCUGGAGCCCAGCUCAGACUGCGGCAGCCUUCCCACCACGGAUCAACUUCCCUGCUCCCAGUCCUGCCACUGUGACCCAGAACUGGACUCCGAUACUGGACUAGAAGAGGGCGGGCCUCAGCCUGUAGCGGCACAUGAUUAAAGCUUCUGACUGAGGACAGAACUGCUGCAUUGAGUCUCUGCAUUGAAACUCACCGACCUGUGAAACGUGUUUCCUCUGAAUGAAGCUGAUCCCAGUCUGAGGUCCAGAAGAGCUUCAGCAUGUGUCCAGUACGUUUGUGCGCACGCUAACCCCGUUACUGUCAUUAGAACACUUCCAUAGUUCACAGGAACCCUGGGAUUAAAAAAUAAAAAUAAAUUAACUGGAUUUUUCUUGUUCCAUGUCAAUGAAAGAGUAUUCCAGUCACAUGAAGCAGUUUGUGUUUAGUGCGAAGAAUCCUACAAAAAACCGUGCAGUCAUCUGUAAUAGUUAUUAGUGUGCGUUUAGACGUACUGAGUGAGCGUCUCAGGUGUUGGAGUUCACGUUUGGUUUGACGUGCACUGAACACCUCAGUCGUUCCACACGGAAUCUGUUGCUGAGAGCAUCUCAACUGAAUGUUUGGAAACUGUUCGAUUCACUUCUCAAAAAUACAGUUCCACAUAGAGUUUUUUCUUUAUUCUGGUUAAAGUAAUGAUUAUUAAAAUAAUUCUUUUCCCUGCACAUCCCUGACAUGUCUGAACAGCUUUACUUUUUCUUUCCACAGUUUGUAGAAAUAUGACACCGCUCUGAUUGAU